AUGUCUGUGAUGCAAGAUAGGGAGUCAUAUGUGCCUAGAAUGGGGCGAAAGAGUAAAAGAUUAGUGAUCUUACAAUAUAGUAUAAUAGCCAUGAAGAGUAACAAGUGGCAAGACAAGCCUAAGUCUAUGGUGCAAAUUGAGGACUCGUUCAAUGAUGAUGGCAUCAAAAAUGAUAGUAGUCCACCUAUGAAGGGUAAUAAGUGGCAAGACAAGCCUAAGUCUAUGGUACAAACUGAGGACUCGUCCAAUGAUAAUGGCAUCAAAGACAAUAGUAGUCUGCCUAUGUUCAUGAUACAAGAUAGAAAGUUGUAUAUGCCUAGGAUGGGACAAAUGAGAAAAAGAUUAGUAAUCUUACAAUAUAGUGUAAUAGCCAUGAAGGCAAGACAAGCCUAA
Messenger RNA from Acaulospora colombiana, 393 nucleotides. Lineage: Eukaryota; Fungi; Glomeromycota; Glomeromycetes; Diversisporales; Acaulosporaceae. The record is from the annotation of a GenBank genome assembly.